AUCAACAUUUCCAUUUUAAUGGACAAAAUGCUUGUACAUUUAUUUAUCUUAGUAUCAUGGUCUACCGGAAUACGCUACCGGUUAUAUUUCAAACCACACUAGAAGCAACUUGUUAUUGGUUUAUAUGGAGCAGGAACAGUUCAUUGACAUAAUUGGAUACCAUUGUCAACAUAAUACCUAGGAUAAUACAUGUAACACCGACAUACCUAUCCACAACUUAAAGAUAAAGUCAAUAGCGCUAAACAUUACAACAUUUUGUUACAAAUAUGUAUUCUGACCACGAUUAAGGUGUCUUUAUCACUUGUGGGUCGCGGGUUCGAGACCUAUGUGGGGCAGUCACCAGGUAUUGACCGUAUGUCUGUGGUUUUUCUCCAGGAAUUUAGGCUUUCCUCCAGCAUGAAAAACUGGUACAUCCUUAAAUCACCCUAGCUGUUGAUAGGACGUAAAGCAACAAUAAAUAAAACUGACAAUGAGACAGUUCUCUUUUAUUUCAAUUUUAAUGGUAUGACAUUUUCGCCCAUUCUGUCUUGCUUCUGUACGAAAGGAACAAUGUAUGCAUCGAUAUUGAUUCUUAAUCUACGUAAAUAUACAUGGGCAAAAAGAAAUAUUUAUAUAAGGAAAAUAUCAUGACUAUCAUAUGGUUCUGUAUUCUGGUUUGGUUUUGUAAGACCAAUCAAUUUAUUACAAAAAUAAAAACAAUUGUUAUUAAAUGUUGUUUAAAUGGGAAGAUAUAUCCUAUUGUAUUUAGAACAAUAAUGAUUAUCGCCUCGGUUGAUCGAAACCUUUUGUGUUUGACGCUAGUACAGUCUGUACAUACUAACGACACUAUCGAAUGUUACCUGUUGUUUAACCAUGCAGUAACGAUUUUAUAUAUAAACCCAUACUCAAAUUUCAUUCUGUUAAAUUGUGCUUAAAAUAUUGAAACCUCGUUGUUAGUGAUUUGUAAAUGAAGGCUAAUGAUUUGAUUAAUAUAAUGGACGUUAUCUGUAAAUAUUCUGUCAAACAGAUACUGGGUCUUCUAUAAAUGCAUUGGUUAUAUACAGUAGAACUUCCAUACAAGGUCCUUCAUGUGAAACAUACAGUAACACAAAGAUAGAAAUGAACCAUCAUUUGUGUGUAUAAAAAAAUCAAAAACUGUCUUCUUCAUUCUUCAUUCAUUUUGAUUACAUUGGAGCAAAAAAUUAACAAAAGAGACGACACUCGUCAUGUAAAACUUGGUCAAUUCAAUGGUUUGAUAUCACCUUCUCAAGUAAGAACUAGACAUACAACAGCGGAACCACACAAUGAGAUCAUUAUAACGACCAUUACACUUCCCCAAAUUCUUCAUCAACAUGAAUCUUUCGAAACCAAGUGUUUUGUGUUUAUCUUUUAGCUGUCAGCUUCUUGAACGAAAAUCACGAUAUUUGGAACAAGCCAUUGAUACCGAAUUGACAUAUAAACACCAUAUAAUGGGGAAGAAUGAUAUUGCUAUCAAGAAAUAGGAAAUUAACAACGGAUAAGAUGAAAUCAUCACGCUUAACAUUUAGCUUGUGUUAGUUGUAAGAAAAGAUCGAUGUAGAAGAAUAUAUGUUAUCCUUGACUUCAAUCUCUGAUGGCUAUAUACGAUGAAUAUGGUCAGGAACGCUCUUGUUUUCUGGGAUGGAAUUACUAUACUUAGUAAGGUCUUUAUGAUCUGUUUUAAAAUAUGAACUUAAAUGACAAAAACGUAAGCUAAGAGAGAGUCAAAGUAUGCUUCGUUAUGAUAAUAUAUCUUACUGUCCUACUCGAUGAGAUAGUAGUUAAGAUUAGGUAGACCUGACAGGAUGUUAUCAGGUUAUCUAAAUUCCAGUUAACAAAAACAUUAUAUACUAGUGAUAUUUUAACACAUAUGAUAUCAAUAUCUCGGUAUCUAGACCAUGUUGUCCAUCCUUAUUAUCUCAUCAAUACCAGGAAAAUGGUGAUAUGUUUACUUUUUUCUGUAGAUAUUUUGUUUUAAUGUUUUAGAAAUACGGAGAAUAUUUUCCAAAAUCGAUUCGAAUGGUGAUCAAAAGAUGUCAAAACAUGAAAUUCGCCGAGCUGUCCGGUACAUAGGGUUAAACCCCACUGAUGAUGAAAUGUUGGAGCUAAUGUUACCAGCGGAUAUAGAUAACGAUGGUUAUGUGGGGUAUCGCGAGUUUGAGAGAAUUCUAAUGAGAGCGAUAUCCCGUCUGGAAUAUGAGAAGGAUCAUAUUAUGAAAGCGUUUAAAAUGUUUGAUAGAAACGAUGACGGCACUAUAACUGCCGAAGAGCUCAAAGCAAUACUCGUAGGAGCCAGAGGUGGCGAGGAGGAUGUCAAUAUUGAAGAGGAGGUUAAUGAACUAAUACGGGAAGCGGAUGUCAACAAAGACGGAGAGAUUAGCUACGAAGAAUUUGCUGACAUGUUUUGUAAAAUGUAACGGAGGGAAACUAUGGAAUAGAUGUUUGCCAGUAACCACCGGGAAGAUCAUUGUAAAUUCCAUAUAUUGGAUAAGGAUAUUUAAUCGUUAGUCAGUAUUUGUGGCGUGUGGAUUGAAAAGACUUCCCUUCCUGCACACAUUGAACGACUGAGAGGAAAUUGACGACAACCAGGAAACGUCAUUUCAUAAGAAAAAAUUCUAGAAUAUUUAAAAUGGCCUUAUCUCGACAAGACAUAGCAAUAUGCCGAUGUAGGUUAUCCUUUCUGCAGUCUGUAUUUCUGAUGAAACAGAAGGGCACGAACAUUAAACGCUUAACAACGUGUAUUUAUUAUCGUUGAAAUAAAUUAUCUCCUGUUUUUAUGCCUAUCAAAUUAUAUCCUUAUUUUCCUACAACGAAACCAACAUGGACAGUAUUCCACCAAGCUGUAUGAUGAACGUGAUGAUUUCAAUUUCCCUAUCGUAAAUUUUCCAUUUAUGGGGAGUAGUAUCCCUGCACCGCCAUAUAAUUGUAUUUACA
This is a messenger RNA of Ylistrum balloti, 2931 nucleotides long. RefSeq names its product calmodulin-like. Gene Ontology annotation, molecular function: enzyme regulator activity; calcium ion binding. The transcript is spliced from 3 exons. Lineage: Eukaryota; Metazoa; Mollusca; Bivalvia; Pectinida; Pectinidae. Bases 2031 to 2414 code for a protein of 127 amino acids. The record is from RefSeq and is a predicted model, not a curated record.